Neltuma alba is the source of this 207-nucleotide messenger RNA. RefSeq names its product stress-induced protein KIN2-like. The record is from RefSeq and is a predicted model, not a curated record. NCBI's taxonomy places the organism in Eukaryota, Viridiplantae, Streptophyta, Magnoliopsida, Fabales, Fabaceae. The transcript is spliced from 3 exons. The coding region runs from base 1 to 207 and encodes 68 amino acids.
AUGGACUCCACUAACAAGAUGAGCUACAACGCUGGCCAAGCCCAAGGCCAAGCUCAGGAAAAGGCUGGUUCCAUGAUGGAGAAGGCUAGCAAUGCUGCUCAGUCGGCUAAGGAAUCAAUUCAAGAGGCUGGUCAGCAGAUGAUGGCCAAGGCACAGGAUGCGGCUGAUGCAGUGAAGGAUGCUACUGGGAUGAACAAGAGCAACUAA